Nothoprocta perdicaria is the source of this 2225-nucleotide messenger RNA. It is a transcript of the gene RPP30, whose product is annotated as ribonuclease P/MRP subunit p30. Gene Ontology annotation, biological process: tRNA processing. Lineage: Eukaryota; Metazoa; Chordata; Aves; Tinamiformes; Tinamidae. Gene Ontology annotation, cellular component: nucleolar ribonuclease P complex. The transcript has 11 exons. The coding region runs from base 1 to 807 and encodes 268 amino acids. Gene Ontology annotation, molecular function: RNA binding. The record is from RefSeq and is a predicted model, not a curated record.
AUGGCCGCCUUCGCCGACCUCAACCUGCCGCCUGCCGCCGACAAGAGGAGCCUGCAGGGCCUGCUGGAGGCCGCGGCGCAGCUGGGAUACUCGGCGGUGGCGCUUAAUCACGUCGUCGAUUGUAAGGAAAAGAAACAGGAAAUUGUCAAGCCAGUGCCUCCUUCGGAGUUGUUUCCAUCUUUGCCUAUUGUACAAGGGACAUCUAAACAAAUUAAAGUCCUAAACCGGCUAACACUUGUCGUUUCUGAUCCUUCCCACUGUAAUCUCUUGCGAUCAACAUCUACAAACUUAAGGUUAUAUGACAUCAUAGCAGUAUUUCCUAAGACCGAGAAACUGUUCCAUAUUGCUUGCACAACUCUGGAUGUGGAUCUGGUGUGCAUAAAUGUGACAGAAAAGCUACCAUUCUACUUCCGAAGGCCUCCUGUGAAUGUGGCAAUAGAUCGAGGCAUUUACUUUGAACUUCUUUACGCACCUGCCAUCAAAGACUCCACAAUGAGAAGAUACACAAUUUCAAAUGCCAUCAGCCUGAUGCAGAUCUGCAAAGGAAAGAACAUUGUUAUUUCAAGUGCAGCUGAAAGGCCUCUAGAGCUACGAGGUCCUUACGACGUGGCUAAUCUAGCUUUGCUCUUUGGCAUGUCAGAAAGAGAUGCCAAGGCGGCCGUGUCUACCAACUGCAGAGCCACCCUGCUGCAUGGAGAAACGCGGAAGAGUGCCUGUGGGGUGGUGUACACUGUGAAGAAGCCUCGCAAAGUUGAGGAGGAAGAAACAACAGUGCCAGCCUGCAAAAAAGCCAAGACUCAAGCUUGAGGAACCAAAUCUGCUGUUAGCAGGGAUGUCCGUACCAUCUUUGCCCAGUGCUGUGUCUUCCUUCUGCCCUCCAGCCAGCUCAGUUCCUCACUUGCUGCUUGAUGUGCUCCAGGGGAGAAUUGUUCUUGUGGUCAAGCGAGAGAGCUGUGGGGAUGACAGGGCGGCUGAAUAGUUGUCACACCUGAAGGGUGAUCCUGUGCUUCUGGCCAGGGCCAGGGUAGCUGCUCUCCGCCCUGCCCCAGCUCUUCUGGAGUUAGUGCAAACUCCACACAGCAUUUCGAAUGUGUGGGAAUUUUCAGUUGUACAGGUGCAGUCUUUUUUUAAUUAAAAGUAUUCGCAAGAACAUAUCCAUUUAAGGUCUAGUUCUUAUGGCCUCUCAAGUUUUAGAACACAUCUCUGUACUAAGCCUUACAACUGCAAGUGACUAGGUCAAGUUCUCUUCAGUGGUCUGUGAGGAAUAAAUGUGUAGGGAAAAAAACAUGCUCCCCGUUGUGUUUGUGAUCAGGGGCUGUAAAGAAGAGCCCAGCAUCCGUCACUUGUUAGGAGACACCUUGGGUUUGUGUUACAGAAGCACUGACUGACCUGGCCUGCGAGACCUGCUGCACACGGAGGCCUGAGGCUCUUCACACUGUGAUGUGGGGCAGUUGCGGCAGGUGGAAGGGAAGAGCCCGAGGCUGCCCCAAUCCUGUGCUCGGCUCUAAGCUGCAGCUGAGCCUAACAGCUGUCUCAGCUGGGCCUGAGCAGUCACCACGUCACGAUUCUUGCCACAUCAUUUCCUUCUGCUGUCCCGCUCAGGCAGCGGUGCCUGCAAGAGUGUCUCCCUGGCCACCCCAGCCCUUCCUUUCCCCUCUCCUAUCUCCUUUCCUCUCUUUCCUUCUUCCUUCCUGUUACUGCCUCAGUAAAUCUAAUCUGGCUGCCAAAAAAAGCAAUUGUAACAGAUCUAUAAUCAGCAGAGCAUUUUUAGAGCUCUUCCAAAUGGUGACUGAAGCUUCUAUUUUUUUUCUUUUGAUAAACCAAUAUAUAAAACAAAUAUGUAUGAUACUGUAAUAGGUCCCUGAGCCAGCUUUGAUGUGAAUACUCUAGUCCUUCAUCUGCAUCUGACACCAAACUGCUAUUGUAUGUAAAAUACUGCAAAAAUCUUGCAGUGUCAUCUCUGAACUUUUUCUAGUGACUGGACAAAGGAAAAUGAAAGGAGUUCUCGGUAAACUAACACUUCUAUGACAAUCUGGAUAUAAGUUGCAACAGCUUUUGCUUUAACCAAAAAAUAAUGAAAUAUUUGCCCUUCAUGUUGCUCUUUUACUUGUUGACUUCAUGAUUUGAAUCAUGUUUUAUCACCAGGAGUAGAGUAUAAAAUGUAUAUGGUAAUUUCGCUUAUGGACUUGCCUCCCAAAUGAGGUUUUAGCAAAAUAGAGCAGAAG